CUCACGAGGCAACGCUGGUCGGCAACACCCGAGCGGCAGGAGCGUCAGUUGUGAAUCAACCGCCAAGCAGUUCACUACACGUCUUGCGCACGCAGCAAACCCCCAGUGAAAAUGGCCAAGAUUGAAGGAAAGUUCAAGAUGGAGAGCUCCGAGAACUUUGACGAGUUCAUGAAGGCUCUGGGUGUUGGCUUGGUGAUGCGCAAGAUGGGUAACGCUGCGACCCCCACCGUCGAGAUCACCAAGGACGGCGAUACCUACACAAUGAAGACGACCACCACUUUCAAGACCACAGAGAUCAAGUUCAAGUUGGGGGAGGAAUUUGAAGAGACCACAGCUGAUGGCCGCGUUGUAAAGUCAACCAUUACUUUGGAUGGCAAUAAGCUAGUUCACAAGCAAGUUGGAGACAAGGAGAAGAAAGAGAAGGAUUCUGAGCUUCUCCGAGAAUUCACCGACGACAAGAUGUUAAUGGAGUGCAAGGUUGAUGACGUUGUCUGCAAGCGAGUUUACUCUCGUUUAGAAUAAAUCCAGCAAGUUAUCUGCACCCAAGUAUGGAAAGUGGUUACUUUAAAUCUUAAGGACCACACUAUAAUUGAAGAUAAAAUUAUAAUUUCUAUGUCAAAAUAAAUUGAAUUGUAAACUUUCCAAAAGAUAGGUUUUGCAUUUUUUACAUUCAUCGUAAGCAGAUGUAGCAUUUUAUGGAAAGGCUGGUUCCCUAAGGAAGUAACCACAUUAUCCUAUUCACAUCCCAUUUGGUUUGCUCAAACUGUUUUGCAGGCUUCAUUAUUCUUCACUGUUCUCUUCAAAUUGUAAGAAAAAAUUCAGUUGAUGUGUUUUGUGGUUAUGCUCUAACCAAAGAAGGAAAAAACCCUAAGUACAGUUUAUGGUAAGAGUUACCAAGAUUUUUUUUCCAUUUAAACAAGUUUACUUGGAUGAAUGGCAAAAUGCAAGUGAGAGAUUAACAUUUAUAUCUCUUAGUCAUUUUGUAAACUUUAUAUAUUAAAUUGAAACAAAUUUA
This is a messenger RNA of Penaeus vannamei (Pacific white shrimp), 1015 nucleotides long. RefSeq names its product fatty acid binding protein (gene fabp). Lineage: Eukaryota; Metazoa; Arthropoda; Malacostraca; Decapoda; Penaeidae. Gene Ontology annotation, cellular component: cytosol; nucleus. The record is from RefSeq and is a predicted model, not a curated record. Gene Ontology annotation, molecular function: fatty acid binding. Gene Ontology annotation, biological process: fatty acid transport.